Molecule: messenger RNA, 4513 nt
Organism: Phaeodactylum tricornutum CCAP 1055/1
Lineage: Eukaryota; Bacillariophyta; Bacillariophyceae; Surirellales; Neidiaceae
Exons: 12
Coding region: 1-3831 (1276 amino acids)
Biological process (GO): monoatomic anion transport; transmembrane transport
Cellular component (GO): plasma membrane
Molecular function (GO): mechanosensitive monoatomic ion channel activity
Source: RefSeq, a predicted model, not a curated record
AUGAUAGGCUACCGUGCCCAUCUAUGCGAGUCACCAUCGGAAUUGACUUUCCUUGUUUCUCGCGCUGUGGACGAAACGAGCCGUUGGCAGGUGAACCAGAAAGGACCCGUCACAGAGAGACGGUUUGGCGAGUCCCAAGGGUUUCCAGAGCUUGUCGAAGUCAAGAAAAAAGUGACAAUGGAGGCACAAGGCCAACAGGAAAAAGCGGUGCUUUCAGGUACCGCAAAAGCCAAGGAAGAACAAGAGUCGGACGAGAAUCCCCCUUCGGCCGACAACACGUGGAAUGCGUCCAACACCCAGGAGCAAAAUCGCAGACCAAGCGUGUUUGACGUCUUCGACGGCUUGCAAGCUAAUCGCCCUUCUGCUGAUUUGUCAUAUUCUCCGUCUUCUCUAGAAUCGGAAUCACGGGCGAAAAGGCAAACAGUAGAAACUGUGAACGAUCCUAGCGUGCGGAACGGAGUUGUCCUGCAACAGGAGAAGACGCCGCCUCGUGUGCCAAACCCGGUGCACAACCGCAAUGUCUCGUGGGGGCAAAACGACAUUUUCACAGAUGGUCUUCCGCCUUUACCCAGACUUCGCAAGCCGUCGCAAGAUUUUUACGGUUUCCAAAAUCUACAGCAGCCGGAUCUCAAUUCGAACUUACAGUCAAACGAGUUUUCGAUUGCCAACAUUGACAUUCGAAGGAGGCUGAAUAGUGUCGGAAAUAAAUUAGAUUUAGAGGACGUGACGCAACGAAAUCCUUUAGAAUCAGAGGCUGAAACCUACAUCUUGAAAGUGCUAGAGUCACGGGAUCCAACAACAAGUCGACCGAGAUCCGACUCUGAGGCCAAUACCACUGUUCUUUCGGAGGUACCCGACGAAGCUUUGCAAGCCCUUGUCGACGAUGCGGAAGUGGACGCUCCGUCUCAAGAGGACCCUUCGGCUUUAUCGCCACGAGCUUCACUUGAAAGUAGCGGUGCAACGAAGUCUACGAAAGUACUGGCCACAGCUAAGCUGAAUCGGCAUCGACGCACUGAAACAAUGGAACAAAAGUUGUUUGGGCUAACGACAGCCAUUGGAGCUAUCAAUUCGUUACACAACGACGCAUAUCAUUUUGUUGGAAACACUCCGAUAUCCCCGACGGUGUACAAAGAAUCAACAGACCCAUUGCUCUCAUCGGUCACAGAAGAACCCACUUCAUCCGGCGACAUGUUUGGAAAAAACGCUAGUAUACUCUACAGGCGUGCGAAUGCUCCGAAAAAAGAAGACAAUGCUGUUCAAUCCAUUGGAGAUGCCAAUAUUGCCAACGAAGACUCCAGUCUCGGUACGGCAACGUCUCGUUGGCGCCUGUUAAAGCAGGCCAUACACGGUGACACUAUUGCCAAUCCGAAAAAGACCGAUGAAGAGGGCGUUGGCGAAGAAGCAGACGAGGAAGUCGGGAUACAGUCAGAUGGAGAGACUGGCGAAGAGAACAAAAAGUUAGAUGAUCGGGGUAGCAACCCGACUGGCGUAGCUGCCGAUGGUGAAGAGGAGGAUACGGAAGAGGAGGCACACGUGGCGAAUGCCAUUAGACGUGAUUGGGAGAUUUUUAAAGAAUUUCAAGAUUUCUUUAGUCCCCGUCGGAAUUCAAUCAAACAGUACCUUCGCUCUCUCAUCCUUUAUUUCUUGCUGCCUACAAUCUCUGUGGCUGCCAUUUUAUUUCAUCUUGCUGGGAACCCUCCCACUGGUAUCGUCUCUAGCGACUUACCUUUUUUGAAUGGCACACUCGCCAGUAGAGAUGGGGAAUCUAUCAAUCCGGACAAAGCAUCAGCGUCCUGGUGGCUUCUCUUUGUGUGCCGACAGGCCAUUACUUUUUCGUUAGCUAAAGGAAUGGAGCUUUUCAUAGUUGACUUUCUUUCUGUCCGCACGAAGGCUACAAUUCGCUUACUUGGGCCCUGGGCUACCUUGUUUAUCUUGCAAUCGCGUGGGUGGCCAUUCGUCCUCUUUAUGUGGGGAGUGUUUAACUUCUCCAUGCUGUCAGGGGCGAGGCCGUUUUUUUCUCACUGGCUUUAUUGGCAAGACCUGUUUGACUUAUUUAACGAGUCAAAUCCAGGCGGGAACGUCGUCGAUUCCGAGUGGAAUCAUCGGUUGUUGGCAAUUGCAGUCUCGGUGUCCGCUGUUGUUUCGGUAAAACGGUUUUGGCUUGGCUUAUACCUCGGGCGACAAACUUUCACGCGGUACUCUGACAAGCUUGCUUCUGUGAUGAAGAAAAUUCUCCUUGUGAGCGAGGUUGCAUCUCUGGGACGUGAUUUUGAAAAGUAUGUUUUGGGGCAUACGAAGGGGAGUACUCGGGCACCGCCCUCAGCGAGCAUGUUCGGCAUAAGUGGCGACAAACUUACGGGCUUUUUGAACAGCAUGAACGAUGACUCAAGUAGCAUCGGAAGCAAUAGCCGAUUCCGUUCUGAACGAUCGUAUGGAACCGAUCUCAAUGAUCCGGACCUUGUCAUCGAUCCCGAGGACCGACAUCCCUUGACCGGAAGUCUCUCGGCAGGCCAGAAGACAAAAAUAAUACAGCUCCUCGGAGCUUGGGAAGAACCAACAAUUGCCGAACAAUCAGCUGGUAGAGUUUCUGUGAAUGCUCUCCUCCAGUUUCGUCGAGCCCUUGCAUGUCUACGAACGCACUACCCAUUCUCCGGCUCCUUUGGGUUGGCUGAUACCCGGGAACUGUGCAUAGAGUCGGCUCAAGAAGUAUACACCCGACUUUUGCUGCGGACCCCGGACAACAGUACGCUCACCUUUGAAAUAUUAGCAUUGCUAAGUGUGCAGAGAGACGGAACACUCGAUCACCACAAAAUCAAAGACUUGAUUCGACUGUUUCGUCCAGACCGCGAUGGUACAUUGAAGGUUCUCGAUUUUGUCAAAAGUGUCGACUCCGUCUACAAAGAACUGCGCCUCCUACGAGCUUCGGUUGCCAAUUCUUCGAAGAUCGACCAGGCUUUUGAAAACAUUUUCAACAUCGUAUUUUACGCCAUUGUUAUCACUGUGUUGUUAAGUCAACUUGGAUUUGAUCCAUUGGCAUUGUUUCUUAGCAUCAGUGGUGUAGUUCUCGGUUUUGCAUUUAUGAUUUCAACGGCGUCUUCUAAGUAUUUUGAAGGACUGCUUUUUAUCUUGGUUCGAAGACCAUAUGAAAUCGGUGACGGCAUACACGUCAGCAAUAUCGAGACAGACACAAGCUUUACGGGUUCAGCUUGGUGGACGGUCGAAGAUGUGACUCUGUUUACAACGAGUGUCGUUUUCAUGUUCACGGGCGAAAGGGCAACGCUGAGUAAUGGCUCUUUAGCCAAUAGUCGAGUCAUCAACUCGAGUCGAUCGCCAGAGGCGUAUCUUUACAUACUCCUGAAGUUUCCGAUGGGGGUUUCUUACGACCAUCUCCAAAUCUUCAACAAAGCUUUGGAGCAAUUCUUCCGGAAUCGACCUAGAGAAUGGUUGUCCUAUGUUAGUUUCCGAGCGACAAGAGUCGAGGCCGAUGCGAAUUUCGUAGAGUAUAUUGUUGUAGGGCAACAUCGCGCAAGUUGGGCGGAUUGGACAGCAUUGAUGCUGAGUAAAGCUGACUUGAUGCACUUUUCGCUAGAGUUAUCAAAGAAACUAAAUAUCUGGUAUCGAAGCCCACCAUUGCCUGUCGAUUUGUCAGUUGUUUCACAAGGUGGAGGAUUGAACCUACCGGGAUCCUCGCCCUCCGGCCCACUGCCAUCCGUUCCCAACAUAUCAGCUCCAAACACGUCGCCAGGAAGUGCUAUAAAUGCGAAUGGCAAUUUGCCGGAUCUCACAGGCCUUCAAGACAUGUUUGCUCCUCGCAAAGUCGAAAGAUCAUAAGCCGCCGCCUUUGCAAUUGUUAAAGUCAUGACCUAGCACUGAGCGUAUAUCAGAGUGAAUUCACUAUGAAAAUAAAAUUUAGAUGACCGACCGCGAAUCGAAUGACAUGAAUAGCUCUGCCUUUCGAAACUUACAAUCCACCGAAACACUGAAGAAGCAUUGACCUGCGAAUGAAGUCAAGUUUUUAUAGGUAGACCUGAAUUUUUCGAACCUCCGUUUGUAAAAUGAAACCGUGGCCGAAUGAGCAUGCAGUAUCUGCACUGGUUUACCAACUUUGAACAGAUGCUUUAUCUCAAGCUGCCUUUGUCUAGCAUUGACCUCGUGAGCCGGCUUUCAUACAAGUUUAAGGCUCAAUUAUCGGGAGGUGCUGCGUAGUAGCUCUUUCACUAAGACGUCCUGAACUAUUCCAAUGGAAUUCCUGCUUACUGUUAGCUGCUUUAGUAAUCUAGUGUACCAAUCAAUCGCAUGUCCUCAACGGUAGCACAUUUACAAAGGGCAUUCGUGUGGGUGUAGGGGCAGGAGUUGCAGUGAAGCCUUUUUAUAUCAGCACGGUCGAAUUCUGAAAUGGCCUUAGCGGGAUAGAUGUGAAGAUUCCAGACAGAAUGAUACUGAUGCCGAAAGGAUUAACCAUCUUGCUCUUUUAUUGAAGUGCGCUAGGGUCAUGAUAUGCGCUAUGUCGUUG